UUCAGCUGAGGUAAGCUACACAAAGAGCGAGUGCCCUUGGCCUGUUCUCUGCACUCCAGCGAUCAUGGCACUCCUGUCCGUGUUCACGCCCUUUCUGGCGGUAGUUUUGUGCCUGGUGAUAGGCUUUAUGCUGGUGAAAUCACGGGAAACGGAGACCUCAUCCACGUCUCCAAGCAAAACUAAAGGGGGGACAAAAGGGGGGAAAAGGCCAUGGGUGGACCAGGAUUUACAGGAUGAUACAGACACCACAGCAAAAGACGGAGAUGAUGAUGAUGGUGACUGGGGGGACAGCACUGAAGAGGAGAGCCUUGCACAUGUGCCCUAUUCACCACUGCGUUACCCUGAGGAGACAAUGCUGCAGAGAUCCGAGGAGUUUUACACUUUGAUGAACCAGCGGAGGUCUGUCCGAUUCAUCAGCCCAGAGCCGGUCCCACGGGAAAUCAUCGAUAAUGUCAUUCGCACUGCAGGUACAGCACCUAGUGGAGCACAUACAGAACCCUGGACGUUCGUCGUGGUGUCAGAUCCAGAUAUGAAGCAUCAGAUUAGACUGAUAGUGGAGGAGGAGGAGGAGAUGAACUACCGCCAGAGGAUGGGGGAAAAAUGGGUCCAGGAUUUGGCCAGAUUGAGAACAAACUGGAUUAAGGAGUACUUGGAUGUUGCUCCAUAUCUGAUCCUCAUCUUUAAACAAACCUAUGGGAUUCUACCAAAUGGCAAGAAAAAGACACACUACUACAAUGAAAUCAGCGUGUCCAUAUCCUGUGGGAUCCUUCUGGCAGCAUUACAGAACGUGGGUCUUGUUACAGUCACGUCGACGCCCCUCAACUGCGGCCCCAAGCUCAGGCCCCUUCUUAAACGCCCAGCAAAUGAGAAGCUGCUGAUGCUACUUCCUGUUGGUUAUCCCGCCUCUGACGCUACUGUGCCUGACUUGAAACGCAAGCAUCUGGAUGAUAUUAUGUUGCACAUGUGAGAGAAUCCGUUUGCAAAGAGCAAAAUAUUUUGUAUUACUUCAUCAAAUUCUUUGCCCGUAGCUGAGAAAUCAAGCAGACACGUGCCUGAUAUGACUUAGAAAUGCUUUCACUGUAGAAAGAAGCAGAGAGUGAGGGCCCUUUAAAGCAGUCUUCAAGUGUGUAACUAAUCAGAUAGACAACCAAGAGUGGGUGACAUUAAUCAUUUCAUAGCCUUCAAAACAAAUUACUAAUUGACAAACCUAGCUCUUUUUUUUUAUUUUGAAGGCAAAAUAAGUCCAAUUUUGGUGUAUAUCUAAAUAAGAAAGGUAUUCUUUCUGAUUUUAAUAACAUAAUUAAAGUCAGAUUUAGUUUGAAUAUUCCUAGCGUGGCACUACUUGAAAUCUAUAGAGCUGAUAAUAUGUGGAUAUUAUAUGUGACCACUGUGUGCCUCAACAGCUCGACAAGAAAGGGGAAUGAUUUGACAUAUCGCUUUUUAGCAUAUUUCAGUUAUACAAAAAUCAAAUUGAAUUGACAUUACCCAAAUACAGUAUACAAAUAAAAUACUAUCAUUUACUUAAAUUGUUUAUAAGUGUUCUAUUUGGGGUGGCUGUGGCUCAUGAAGUUGAACGGGUCAUCUACCAAUGAAGAUGACCUAAAUAAAGACUUUGAGUGCUCGAGCAGAAAAAUGCUAUAUGAUCCAUUUAUUAUUUAGUUGGAACAAAUAGCUUACAAUAAAGUGAUAUACUUCAUUAUUAGCUUCUGAGAUCACUAGGACAGUGAUCCCAGGAGCCAGCUGAGGUGGUUUGGGCAUCUGACGAGGAUGCCUCCUGGGUGCCUCUUGGGCAAAGUGUUCCGGGCAUGUCCUUCUAGGAGGAGGCCCCGGAGCAGACC
Molecule: messenger RNA, 1838 nt
Organism: Archocentrus centrarchus (flier cichlid)
Lineage: Eukaryota; Metazoa; Chordata; Actinopteri; Cichliformes; Cichlidae
Gene: iyd
Product: iodotyrosine deiodinase
Exons: 5
Coding region: 65-967 (300 amino acids)
Cellular component (GO): plasma membrane
Molecular function (GO): oxidoreductase activity
Source: RefSeq, a predicted model, not a curated record